AUGGGUCUCGAGGAUAGAAGCGCCGAAUACGACGUCGUGAUCGUAGGCGGUGGCCCGGUUGGUCUUCUAAUGGCAUACCAACUGCAACGUUUCGGUGUCACUGCCUGUGUUCUGGAACAGCACGAGAAGGAAACGCAAGAUGCAUAUGGUCGCGCAAUCGCUCUGUUCCCCCGCACGACCGAGCAGCUUGACCAGCUUGGGCUGGUUGAGCCAAUGCUUCAGCUUGGGUUCGCCUGCCGGACCAGUGUGACUUACAAGGAUGGCGAGAGAGUCGUUCCCGGACGAGUCUGGACAUUCAUGGAGAACAUCAAGGACACAGCCUAUGACUUCGCACUGGUGCUCCGCCAGAUGUACACUGAAGAGAUCUUUCGCGAGAAGCUAGAGUCGCUGGGAGGCUCGUACUACCAAACGAUGCAAUGCAUCGACUUCAAGAUUGAUGAGUCUGCGCCGUUCAACUCGUAUGCGGUCACAAGCACAUUUGAGGAUAAGAGGACAGCAAAGACGUUCCAGUUGAAAAGGUACGACUGGUGCAAUGGCGGUCGCAGUUUCGUUCGGAGACAUGCGGAUAUUCCCUUCGAGGGCGACACGUCAGAAGACAAGUGGAUUCGCAUCGACGGAAUGGUAGAGACGGACAUGCCAUUGAACCGGUCGUACGGUGCCAUCGAGAGCAAGACUCACGGCAAUAUCCUCUGGGCCCCGCUCGACCAUGGCGCAACUCGCAUCGGAUAUGCGUACAGUGCGGAGAUUGCAGCCAAGUAUCCGAAUGGAGUGACGCAGGAGGUUGCCGAGAAGGAGGCAAUUGAGGCAAUGAAGCCUUUCAAGGUCAAGUUCAAGGAAAUUCACUGGUGGACGCUGCCGAGAAACGAUGCUGACGUGUUUAGAUACACCAUCGGCCAGCGCAUCGCAAAGUCAUUCACGGCAAAGAGCAACCGCGUCUUUCUUUGUGGCGACGCUGCUCACACGCACAGCAGUGGCGCAGCGCAAGGCCUCAACACCGGCAUCCACGACGCUGUCAACCUAGGCUGGAAGCUCGCGUUGCAGAUCCGAGGCCUCACGCAAAGCUGCGUCCUCGAAACGUAUUCUCCCGAGCGCAUGUCGGCGGUGCAGAGGUUGAUCGACUACGACAAGGACAUCUCGACGCUCAUGUCGUACAAGUGGCCAGCAUGGUAUGACGGUGACAAGAAUGCCGAUCCGUACCUGUUGCUGGGCGAGAUAUUCAACCAGGCCGCGUCGUUCAACACUGGCCUUGGUAUAUCCUACGCAGCGAAUGUUGUCAACCAGACCUUGACGUCGGAGGAAAAGCCAAAGCUCACAAUCAUAGCGGGGAGCCGACCACCAGACGUCCAUCUUCACACGCCGGGAACUAACCAGAAGGUGCGCUUCCAGCAAAUCACCAAGAACGUCGGCAAGUUCUUCGUCGUGGUCUGCCUGGGAAACACGGCUGUCACGAGGCCCCGUCUCCUCGACCUGCGCGCCGCCUUUGCAGACGCUGCGAGCAACCCUCUGCGGAAUCACGAGGCCAUUUCGUGGCUGACGAUCAGUCCCGCGGUCGGCUGCUCACCAUACGAAGCUAUCGGCAUGAAGCCCUUUGGCGACAUGUUCUACGAUCCAGCGAACGAGGCGCAUGACAAGUUUGGCGUGGAGGCCGACGAGGGCGCGGUGUUGAUCUUGAGACCUGAUGGGUUGGUGGGUGCUGUUGGGCCGAUCGAUGGGGUUUGGAUUAGGGGAUACUUUGCUGGGCUGUUGAACUUGAACUUGAAAGAAAUUGGGGCGAGUCAAGCGGCGUCAGAUUCGGGCAUUAGUAUUUAG
Molecule: messenger RNA, 1809 nt
Organism: Cordyceps militaris CM01
Lineage: Eukaryota; Fungi; Ascomycota; Sordariomycetes; Hypocreales; Cordycipitaceae
Product: 2,4-dichlorophenol 6-monooxygenase, putative
Exons: 4
Coding region: 1-1809 (602 amino acids)
Molecular function (GO): FAD binding
Source: RefSeq, a predicted model, not a curated record